Messenger RNA from Pyrus x bretschneideri (Chinese white pear), 1170 nucleotides. Its product is annotated as tubulin alpha-2 chain-like. Gene Ontology annotation, cellular component: microtubule; cytoplasm. The record is from RefSeq and is a predicted model, not a curated record. Gene Ontology annotation, biological process: mitotic cell cycle; microtubule cytoskeleton organization. NCBI's taxonomy places the organism in Eukaryota, Viridiplantae, Streptophyta, Magnoliopsida, Rosales, Rosaceae. Gene Ontology annotation, molecular function: GTP binding; structural constituent of cytoskeleton. The coding region runs from base 1 to 1155 and encodes 384 amino acids. The transcript has 3 exons.
AUGGUAAAAAGUGGCGCACUGCAACAAGCACCAGGCAAAGAGUACAGUUGCACCCACAUCCUGCUCACUCCGUCACCAAUUCCAAAUUCACAAGAAGCUGCCACCAAUGCUGCAAGUUUGCAACUUUUAGCAGAAUCCAAGACUUUCUGGGCCGACAUUGAAGCUCUCAAGGAGUUCAAGAACUCACUCAACCCCGAUUCAGUGAGUCCCGGCUCGUGCGUCAGCUCCUGGGACCUCACCCUCGACCUCAGCACCGCCAUCUCCACCUACCUCUGCGACGCCGUCUUCUCCGCGUCCGACCCUUCACCCUCAAGUACCAGCUCCCCAUCGCCGACAAACGCGUCAACAACCACCCACGUUGGCUGGCGCUGCAAAUCGGACGGCGACGGCAUCUCCCUCGUCGACGCUCGCAAAAUCUGCCUCGACUGCAUCAGGAAACUCGCUGACAACUGCACCGGGCUUCAAGGGUUCUUGGUCUUCAAUGCCGUCGGUGGCGGUACCGGAUCGGGUCUCGGAUCAUUGCUUCUGGAGCGGCUUUCGGUUGACUACGGAAAGAAAUCCAAGCUGGGAUUCACUGUGUACCCUUCUCCUCAGGUUUCUACAUCUGUUGUGGAGCCUUACAACAGUGUUCUCUCCACCCAUUCUCUGCUGGAGCACACCGACGUGUCUGUGUUGCUCGACAAUGAGGCCAUCUACGACAUCUGCCGCAGGUCCCUCGACAUCGAGCGUCCUACCUACACCAAUCUGAAUCGCCUAGUCUCUCAGGUCAUUUCUUCGUUGACAGCGUCGUUGAGGUUCGACGGAGCUCUGAAUGUGGAUGUGACCGAGUUCCAGACUAACUUGGUUCCAUACCCCAGGAUCCAUUUUAUGCUUUCCUCGUAUGCUCCGGUGAUCUCUGCUGAGAAGGCGUACCACGAGCAGCUCUCGGUGGCUGAGAUCACCAACAGUGCAUUUGAGCCUGCUUCCAUGAUGGCCAAGUGUGAUCCUCGCCAUGGCAAGUACAUGGCCUGCUGCUUGAUGUACCGUGGUGAUGUCGUUCCCAAGGAUGUGAAUGCCGCUAUGGCCACCAUCAAGACCAAGAGAACAAUCCAGUUUGUGGAUUGGUGCCCUACUGGGUUCAAGUGCGGUAUCAAUUACCAGGACAUCAACUGUUGAGACAGGUUUCUGAUA